Rubroshorea leprosula is the source of this 742-nucleotide messenger RNA. The record is from the annotation of a GenBank genome assembly. Lineage: Eukaryota; Viridiplantae; Streptophyta; Magnoliopsida; Malvales; Dipterocarpaceae.
AACCCACGGCAGGUAUCGCAUAUGGGCUUUAGUUUCUUGUUACUCCAUCCCUGCGAUAUCCGGUGUGGUUAUAAGCUUAAAUACAGAGGGAAAGCGCACCGGAGCGCCUUGUCCCACUCUUAUGAUUACGGAGUGACUGGUGGACGCCACCACGGGGGAGGUGUCAGCCAUUCUCUAAUAGGGAAAGGACUACUCUUUGAAUGGGAUAAAGCUUGCCCUUUCGACAGCAUCAAAGCAUAUCUGAUGAAACCCCCAGUCCUUAUGAGCCCGAACGGAGAAAAGCAGUCCGAUCCGAAGAAAGCCGGGAUCGGCAUAGUCUUCCUGACACCGGACAAAGCCCUUAUUCCCUACUCCUUUGCUUUGACAGAAGAAUGCUUCAAUAACGAGGUCGAAUACGAGUCCGUGAUCGCAGAACUUGAGUUAGCCUUACAGAUCCCGAUUGAAGAACUGACAAUAUACGGGGACUCGGAAUUGAUCGUAAAACAACUCCGAGGAGAAUAUGUGGUGAGAAAAAAAAAAGGGGUGAACGCUCAAGCAGACUCGCUCGCAAGCUUGGCAGCUUCUUUGAUUCUCCCGUCUGAAAAGACUGUGACUAUCACGAGCAGAGAACGAAGGGUCUUGCCAACCCCUACGCGAAAUCACCCAGGCGGAGCCAGUUAACAUGAUAACUGCUAAAGAAGGCAAGGAAGAUUGUCGAGAACCCUUCUAAACUGCCUCCAGCACGGAGGCUACCUGAAGACCG